UUUCUGAAUUCAGUGGCAGAUGUUUCUCCUGAUGGCAAGUAUCUGACUGCAAUUAAGGAUCCUGACAGGAGAUUCGGGAGCAUUCAUGGCGCCUUUGACAACAGGGCGUGUAACCAUACCAUCCAUUGUAACUUACUCAGCAAAAGUGGGCAUAGCAAUUGCCAUAAGAUACUCAUUGACAAGGAGAACAUUUUCAGUCACACCAAAUGGACCUGAAGUUUUAUUGCUUGAUUACCCCAGCCAUCAAAGACGACUACUCCCUCUUCUUGCAAAGACAUAUGCCAUGAGCUUUGCUGCUAACUUCUUGAAAAGGAUGUAUGUGAAGAGGAAACCUGAAAUCAUCAAAACCUUACAUGUUGUUUCAAGUGCCUUUAAGGCUACCUUAAGCUGGCAUAAUAUGCGAACACUUCAGGUAGUAGCAGACAUCACAGUUGUGAUCAAAAUGUCUUGUGGAGUCCAUUUUUAACUUUUAUUUUAGAUUAAAUAUUAUCUUG
This is a messenger RNA of Ipomoea nil (Japanese morning glory), 494 nucleotides long. Its product is annotated as acyl-coenzyme A oxidase 3, peroxisomal-like. The record is from RefSeq and is a predicted model, not a curated record. Gene Ontology annotation, molecular function: fatty acid binding; FAD binding; acyl-CoA oxidase activity. Gene Ontology annotation, cellular component: peroxisome. The transcript is spliced from 4 exons. Gene Ontology annotation, biological process: lipid homeostasis; fatty acid beta-oxidation using acyl-CoA oxidase. The coding region runs from base 86 to 466 and encodes 126 amino acids. NCBI's taxonomy places the organism in Eukaryota, Viridiplantae, Streptophyta, Magnoliopsida, Solanales, Convolvulaceae.